AGACGGCGUCCCGCUACUCGUUCCUCCUCCUCCUGCUGCUGCGGAAGUGCCCGGCUGGGAAGUUUGCGGCCGGCGGCGGGAGGAGGCCGAGGGGGCUCUGUGGAGGUACGAUGCCGCCCAAAGGUCCCGGCAAAGGAAAGCUGCCAGUCCCGCUCCCUAAAGACAUGAUCCUGAAAGACACCGAAGGAAAAACCUGGAGGCUGGGCAGUCAGAUCGGCCAGGGAGGAUUUGGCCUGAUCUAUUUAGCAUCCCCUCAAACUCAGGUUCCUGUAGAAGAUGAUGCAGUGCAUGUCAUUAAAGUGGAAUAUCUUGAAAAUGGCCCCUUGUUUUCUGAGCUGAAGUUCUACCAGAGGGCUGCAAAACAAGAGCAUAUAAGAAAAUGGAUGAAUCUCAAAAAAAUAAGAUGUUUAGGAAUUCCAGUAUUUUGGGGAUCAGGCCUGGCUGAGUACAAGGGAAAAAGCUACAGGUUCAUGGUCAUGGAGAGACUGGGGCAAGACCUUCAAAGAAUCUUUGAAGAUUGUGGAAGCAAGUUUAAGAAGGAGAUUGUCCUGCAACUUGGGGCACGAAUGUUGGAUACUUUGGAAUACAUACAUGAAAAUGAGUAUGUCCAUGGGGACAUUAAAGCAGCAAAUCUCCUUCUGGGCUACAGCAAUCCACAUGAGGUUUAUCUUGCAGAUUAUGGACUUUCCUACAGAUAUUGUCCCAAUGGGAACCACAAACAGUAUCAGGAAAAUCCUAGGAAGGGCCAUAAUGGGACAAUAGAGUUUACCAGCAUAGAUGCCCACAAGGGAGUAGCCCCAUCCAGACGAGGUGACCUUGAAAUCCUUGGCUACUGCAUGCUGCAGUGGUUGUGUGGGAAGCUGCCCUGGGAGCAGAACCUCAAGGACCCUGUAGCUGUCCAGACUGCAAAAACAAAACUUAUGGAUGAGCUCCCAGAUUCAGUGCUGAGGUGGGAUUCUCCUGGAAGCAACUGCAGUGAAAUAGCCAAGUUUCUGGCCUCUGUUUCUGGCUUAGCUUAUGCUGAGAAGCCAAAGUAUCAAGUGCUGAAGAAAAUCCUGCUGGAUGGCCUGGAGUCAAGUGGGAUGCGUUACGACGGCCCUCUGGAAUUUUCCACGGCAGCAGCAGCGAGCACACGGAAUCACCGCGCUGCUAAGGCACCCAGAGCUCGCCUCCCAAAGUCUCCACCAAAACCAGCUCAGCAGAAGGGAAAAAAGCUGGAAGGUGAAGAACCUGCCUGUCAAAACAAAGCGUGUGUGGGGGUGACAGGCACACAGCUCCUGGGAAAAGAAAAGCCAAAUACACGGAGCAGGAAGCCUCCCCCAGCAGAGCUGCAGCAGCACACAGAGUUGCUGUCUGUACCUCAGCGGGCUCCCUUGCCCAGGCCUUCCUCAAAAGCAGUGCAGCAGAAGGAGGACACAAGGCACGGGGACCACUCCAGCUGCCUGAGCAGGCCCCACACCCGGGGAACACGGCGGCAGCUCCAGGUGGAAGAGAAGCCACUUAGAUUUUACACUACACAGCAGGAGCCUGAGCACCCAAAACAGUCUGAUCAUCACUGCCUGGAGACUCCGGUACAAGCUGGGAGAGGGAAGCAGCAAAAGCACAGCUGUACCUGAGAGCACCAGGCAGGACAGUGGUGAGCAGAACCAUCCUGGGACAUGUUUUGGCUGCCAGCAGGGGAGAUGGAGUCUGACAAGUCACACACAACUUUAGAAUAGGAAAGCAUUCCAGUGCUACUUCCUAGUCCUCAAAUGUCAAGUUUUUGCAGAGAAGGGACCAAUCACUGGGCUGAUGGUUAGAUUAUAUUUGUGUUUGGAUUUAGUUUUUCUAAUGGAAAAGCUGCUAUUGCAAUAGGAUUAAACAUGCUAUUUCUAUGUAGAAUCAUUCUGUGGUACUCACUGAAUGGGUGUUGGAUACCAUUUAAGCCAUUCAAAUGAGAAAAUGGAGAAGGAAAAAAGGCAGGAUUUUCUUAGCUUCAUUUUGCAGAAUUCCUCUCCAUUUCUCUCACAUAAUUCAGGAGCUUGGUAAUAGAAAUCUCUCUAGGAAACCAAAGUAGUUCCUGGUGCAAAGGGACAGUGGAAAGAGAGUCAAGUCUCAGCUAAGUUGUGGUGUUUGGGGAUCCCUUUCAGAGAUGGAGGUGGGCCAAGGACAGCAUUGCUGCUGGAGAUGUAGAACAGUCCAGGCACUCCUGGCCAGCCAGAACAAACCCCACUUUACCAGUUCAUGUUCCUUGUGGUGAGCAUAAGUUCAGCUUCACUGUGAAAUGCAAAAAAUUAACCUAAAUCAAACCAGC
Molecule: messenger RNA, 2293 nt
Organism: Sturnus vulgaris (Common starling)
Lineage: Eukaryota; Metazoa; Chordata; Aves; Passeriformes; Sturnidae
Source: RefSeq, a predicted model, not a curated record